GAAGAGGAGAUGAAGGAAGAAGAGAACAAGAAAGGGCUGCAACGUGAGAAGGCACGCCUGAACCCGAUGAUUGGAUGGGCACUUCAGCUGGUCUCAGAAGAGAUGAUGUUGCAGGAGGAAGCUUUGGACGUGAAAGAACGUAAAAGCUUUGUUAAGGCGAUCUUUACUCUCCUUGCGUAUAUAGUUCUCCUUUGUAGCAUCCUAAGUAGGUCAGCAUUACAAAAACAGUUACGGUUAAAACAUUAUUUUGGUAAAGCUGCUUUGUUGUUACUAUGGAACUCGGGUGAUAUAGAAAAACACCCAGGGCCGCCGUUGAAUGACAUGAAAACCAUUCGCGAGUUAGUAACUAGGCUUGUGAAAGAGGUACAAGGAAAGAAAGUAGUUGACUGGGCUACUGCGCCACCUGGCUGGGAUGAGAACGUAGUAUCAUUUCAGGAUAUUAACAAAAUAAGAGACUCUGACAAUGAAGAGAAGUAUGCUAUGCUUUAUGAAGCACUCUAUGCAUGUAUCGAACUGUCCGGUCACGUUCCUGAUUGGUGCGUUGAAGAGAUGACGUAUGUGGAAACCGGAAAUGCAACAGAGCUUCACAAGAGUCAAACAUUGAGGAAAGUAAGUGAACUUCUUGGACAACAUAGUCCCGCCGACCGUGAGGAUAUAAUGAGGAGAGUCAGAUACCCACGCCAGGGCGGAAAUGUUCCUGCUCAAGCCGUUAGAACAACCAAUAGAAAUCAACAGAGCAGACAGCGUAAGUGUCCAUUUAACGUACCCGGCUACCGACCAAUAUCGGCAAUAAAAGAGUCUGGUACAGCUAGAAAAAUUGCAGAGGGAUGCAUCGCGCAAUCAAAAAAUGCAGGAAAAUAUCAAUCUGGAAAUCAUCAGACAAUAACAAAGAAACGUUCAGCGACAACAACCACCGUACAACCUGCACCCAAACAGGCCCGUACAUCAGCAGUGAACACAAGCACACGACAAGCGACAUCAACCAUUGUCCGACCAAACACAGCAUCAGCAGCCAUUUCGAUUGCGACAUCAACACAGCCUGCGCUCAUAGUGAGUUUAGACAGUCAAUCAGCAACACCAACCAUCGUCACGACCUCAACAUCUGUUGCCACUAAUACAGGAGCAAGCUUACAGAUAGCACAGAAUUUGGUCGUGGCGUCUUCUAACGUGUCCCAAAUAGGACGAUCCGGUCAACCCACAACACAACUUGCACAGAACACAGGUCCAUCCAGAACAAAUAAUGGAUUUGGAUUGAUAAAUCUGAUUUGCGCCCAACCUGUUGCCAGCGCAACAGCAUCAAGUAAAAGACUCCCCGCAACUUCAACUAUUGUCAGACCGACAUCAUCCACAGAUUCGGCUGUGGUAACUGCGUGUUAUACGGGAUCCCAUUCAUCAACAUUCUGUACAUCACGGGCGUCAAACAACAUCUCAACAGGGACUCUGCCUUCUACAGUACAAGUCAGCCAACAUCUAAACCAGGAUGGACAACAGUCAAACGACACCUCUACCGGAACUCAACCUAAUGCAGCAAAGAACAGGCAACAACCAAAUCAUGGUGGUCAACCGUCAAACCUGAUACGAUUGCCGUCAGACGACCUGGGAGACUUGGGUUUUCAUCGAAUGUUGAUCUUGAUCAGUUUAUCAAGCAAAUCAUGAAGGAUGGUAAAAUGUAGAAAGAUGAUUGCAUAUUAAGAUAGGAAAAUCUUUAGGGAUAGAUAGAUGCAUAUCGACUCAUCAGUUCAUUUUUCAGUGUUUUUUUUAUUUGAAAUGAAAACUGACAGAAACGUUUUAGAGUGUGUCCAUUUCAUAAUAUGCCAUUUUUUAAUUAAAAAACUGCAAAAACUUUACACGUUAUGUUGGAAUUGAAUGUGUAUUAUGCAUUUUGUCAACCAAUAUUAUUAAUAUUCAAAAUAACACCAACAUUUGCAGCCAAUAUUUUUUGGUAUGAUGUUGGUAUAACCACACAUAAUACAGUUGUAUGUUGGAGUUUGUUUUUCCGCGUGUAGUGAAGUAUAAUAAAUGAAUUGACAAUGUAUUUCAAUGUUUAGUUAUUUUACCUUUUUACGUUUUUGUAAUGUUGUUUUUUGUAUCAUGUGAUGAGAAUAAAAGACCAAUAUGAAUACAUUUGUUCGGGCCAUGAUAUACAUGACGAUUGUAGAAAGUCCAAGAAACGUAUGGAAUCAUAUCGAAUACAACUUAGUAUGCCUACGGUGUCUUUAAAGGUGAAUCGUUAUUUUUAUAUAAUGUCAUCUAUACUGUAUAACGUUUGCUUGCCUGAUUAUAAAUGAUGUAAGAACAUAUUUUUAUUUAAUCAAUAGAAUCAUGCAUUAUCACAAAUCAAUGUGUCGCUUUGCAUUUUAGGUUUUGCAAUCAAUGUCACUAAAUGAGAUUAAAGAUAAAACAUGAUAUUUUUCUUUGAUUGGUACUAUUGGGUAUUAACUUUAAUUAAAUGAAUUAGUGUUUUUAUGAUUUCUUUGUAAUUUAUUUAAAAUACCAACAAUUAGACAAAAUAAAAUACAACACAGUUUUUUGAAUAAGUGUCCUAUUUUUGCUAUAGAUGCAAUUUCAAAAAUAUAAUACUGUAUUUUCAAUAACAAAACGUAUUGUCCGUUGUAUAAAGAGUUUCAAAUGUUCAAACUUUUCCGAUAAGAACAAAUAUUAAAACUAUAUUUAUAUACGAUUUUUUUCAUUUAAUAAGAUCCCUUUUGGGAACCCACAGUUGGGUUUCCCCCUGUGGGCCCCUGCUUCAGAGUGAAUGGAGGAUUCCUAUUGGUCGAAAGGUCAAAGGCUAAAGGGCCCCCUGGCUUCUUGUACGUUGACCCCAAUCCUUAAACCCACAGCCUUUAGAUCCGCCAUUUUUAUAAAGCACAGAAAUAUCAAUAAAACGAAGAAAAGGAAGUACUAAUUUUUGAUUAGACUUCAAAAUCUUCAUAAAACCCCACCCUCCUUCCCUUAUUCAGCACAGAAAGCAAGAUUUGGAUGUUAACCAAUACUGUAGGUUCUAAAUUGCAUUGUGUAUUAGUUUUAUUAUAAGUUAGAGGAGUUAAUAAUUAUGUAUCUUUUCACUGGCUAAAGAAGAGUGUUUUAUAUACAAAAUUAGGUAAGAAAAGGCUAAGGAUUGUUGAAAUUUUCCAUGUUUUAGUCAUUAUCUAUGUUAUUUAAGUUUUACCAGUCAAUGUUUCAUGUUAUCUAUGUCAUACAUUCAGUUCUAAUAGUCGGAAUUCAUGUUCAAAUUUCAACUUCAUCAUAUUUAUUUAAUAUAUACUGAACACUUUGUGAUAGAUAUUAUGUAUCGAGAAUCAGACGCCAUUCACCAAGAGUUUGUUUUUAUGAUCUAAGGCAUUGUGACCAGGGAUAUUUCCCUAUUAAUGGUUAAAGCUGUGGGCAUAUAUAUAUAUUGUUAAAAAAAUAUAUGUAACUAGGGGCACGAUCAGAGGUGAGACAGCACUGCCAGCGGGUCAGAGCCUAGGAAAAUCUACCACCCCCUUCCCAUAGGGAAGUAAGGGUUGGGUAGCCUGCUUUCCAGCAUAUUCUGAUCUAUCUUUGGUGACUUUUGAGUCUGCUUCUUUAAUUAGACGGUUUUAGUUUUAUUUAGCAGCGGUUUUAAUUGGCCGCACCUUUACAAAAGGGUAUUUCAUUUCGAAUAUAAAAGUCAAAAGAAAACAAAAUUAGGAAAGAGAAAUCAUUUCAAAAAAUAAUCAAAAGAAAAAAACAAAACAAAUAAUUUAAUAAAUUCGGCGGCCCAGUUUUUUGGGUGAGCUAUUUACGCC
Messenger RNA from Mizuhopecten yessoensis (Yesso scallop), 3770 nucleotides. RefSeq lists its product as uncharacterized. The transcript is spliced from 12 exons. The coding region runs from base 10 to 1656 and encodes 548 amino acids. Lineage: Eukaryota; Metazoa; Mollusca; Bivalvia; Pectinida; Pectinidae. The record is from RefSeq and is a predicted model, not a curated record.